CCGCGGGCCGUCAACUUCCGGCCACGCCCACCCCUGUCGGCGCGAGCGGCUUCCGGUCCCAGAGUGCCCUAGGCCGAACCAUGGACCACAAUGACAAUGACUUGCAAGGGACAAACAGUGCGGGGACCUUGGGCGGUCUCGACGUGCGUCGGCGCAUUCCGAUCAAGCUGAUCUCCAAACAGGCCAUCAAAGCCAAGCCGACCCCACCUCGCCCCACAAGAAAUAUGAACAGGGGCCCUUCCAAGGCUGGCGAAGAAGAGUUUGACUACAGUGAAGAAGAACGAUAUGAGUGCAAAGGAGCGGAUGUGUUUUGUAACCAGCGAAGAUUCCCUGGACACCUCUUCUGGGAUUUCAAGAUAAAUUUACUCGGAGAGAAGGAUGACACCCCGGUCCAUUUCUGUGACAAAUGUGGGUUACCCAUUAAAAUGUAUGGACGCAUGAUACCCUGCAAACACGUUUUCUGCUACGAGUGUGCUCUCUUACACGAGAAGAAAGGCGACAAGAUGUGUCCAGGCUGUAACGAUCCGGUCCAGCGAAUCGAGCAGUGCAUCCGCGGCUCCCUCUUCAUGUGCAGCAUUGUGCAAGGGUGCAAGAGAACAUACUUGUCUCAGAGAGACCUGCAGGCUCACAUCAACCACCGGCACAUGAGAGCUGGCAAGCCAGUGGCGCGUCCUCCACUGGAACCCGUCCACCCUCCUAUCGCUCCUCCUCCGGCUGACAUCCCGGAACGGUUCAUCAUGCCGCCUGACAAGCACCACCUGAGCCACCUCCCGCCGAAACAGCAUAUCCUGAUGCCACCCCCGCCGCCGCUCCAGCAUGUGCCCCACGAGCAUUACAACCAGCCCCACGACGACAUCCGAGCCUCCCCUGCCGAGAUGUCCAUGGCGCCGCCUCCCCCUCGCCCUGUCAACCAAGACACUUUCCGCAUCUCGACCCGGAAGCACAGCAAUCUCAUCACUGUGCCUAUCCAGGACGAUUCCAGCUCUGGUGGCCGAGAACCGCCCCCACCUGCCCCGGCCCCUUCGCACCAUCACCCCGAAUACCAGACCCAGCCCGUGGUGUCCCACCCGCAUCAUAUCAUGCCGCCCCAGCAACACUAUGCCCCUCCCCCUCCCCCUCCGCCUCCCAUCAGCCACCCCAUGCAGCAUCCUCCCCAGGGGGGCGGUACCCCUCACUUGGUUUACAGCCAAGCCCCGCCCCCUCCGAUGACCUCCGCUCCUCCCCCUAUAACCCCGCCUCCCGGACAUCUAAUUGGACAGCUUCCCCCUUACAUGAACCACCCUCCGCCUGGGCCACCGCCUCAGCACGGCGGUCCCCCGGUUAAUGUCAACGCUCCCCCUCCACACCAUUACAACCCUAACGCUCUGCCGAAAUUCAACGAAGACCAAGGAACUCUCAGCCCACCGUUCACUCAGCCAGGGGGGAUGAGCCCGGGCAUGUGGCCAGCUCCGAGGGGGCCACCGCCACCGCCGCGGAUGCAAGGUCCUCCUUCUCAAGCCCCCCUUCAGGGACCGCAUCACCCCGACCAAGCCAGAUACAGGCCGUACUAUCAAUGAUAGUAGUUAACGAUUGGAACUAAAACACGAUAGAAGGAUAACGUUCUGAGCUUUUAAUGAAUCCGACCGUUUAAGGAACUCUCUUUUCUGUUUUUGCUUUGUUUAUUGGGGGGGAAAAAGUAAUGAUUUCUGACUAAGGCUCUCUGGAGAUUUAAAGCUUAAAUAAUAAUUAUUUUUUUUAUAAAAAGAAAACUUUGGUUGUAGAAUUCUUGGCAUCUGGUACCCUGUAAAGCUGAGUGGCUCCGUAGCUAACAGCAGUGUUUUAAAAACUUUGUAUCCCUCGUCGGGCUGAAUUAUCCCAGA
This is a messenger RNA of Thamnophis elegans (Western terrestrial garter snake), 1859 nucleotides long. It is a transcript of the gene CBLL1, whose product is annotated as Cbl proto-oncogene like 1. The record is from RefSeq and is a predicted model, not a curated record. Gene Ontology annotation, molecular function: ubiquitin protein ligase activity. Gene Ontology annotation, biological process: protein ubiquitination; regulation of cell adhesion. Lineage: Eukaryota; Metazoa; Chordata; Lepidosauria; Squamata; Natricidae. The coding region runs from base 81 to 1556 and encodes 491 amino acids. The transcript is spliced from 6 exons.